Phyllostomus hastatus (greater spear-nosed bat) is the source of this 4062-nucleotide messenger RNA. RefSeq names its product kinesin light chain 1 (gene KLC1). The record is from RefSeq and is a predicted model, not a curated record. The coding region runs from base 271 to 2202 and encodes 643 amino acids. Gene Ontology annotation, molecular function: kinesin binding. Gene Ontology annotation, cellular component: kinesin complex; membrane-bounded organelle; cytoplasm. The transcript is spliced from 16 exons. Lineage: Eukaryota; Metazoa; Chordata; Mammalia; Chiroptera; Phyllostomidae. Gene Ontology annotation, biological process: axo-dendritic transport.
AGCCGGGGGGAGGGGCGCCGGGACGCCAUUUUCCGCGGCGGGGCUGGAGCCGGCGGGUCUUGGGGCGGCGGCCGUGAGGGAGCCGCGGGGACAGCGCGCGCGGGCGGCCGAGGAUGCUGCGGGGCGGUCGCGCCGGCGCUCCUCGCUCGUGAUAGCGGCGCUGCGCCCGAGGCGGCCGAGGCGGCGGGUCCCGUGCUGUCCCGCGACGCGCACGCGCCCGCGGCCUCCGGAGCUGACAGCGCCAGCGCGCGGCCCGCGGGAGCAGCACGGAUGCACGACAACAUGUCCACCAUGGUGUGCGCGAAGGAGGACAGGCUGGAGAAGCUGACGCAGGACGAGAUCAUUUCCAAGACGAAGCAGGUGAUCCAGGGGCUGGAGGCCCUGAAGAACGAGCACAACUCCAUCCUGCAAAGUCUGCUCGAGACGCUGAAGUGUCUGAAGAAGGAUGAGGAGAGCAACCUGGUGGAGGAGAAGUCGAGCAUGAUCCGCAAGUCCCUGGAGAUGCUGGAGCUCGGCCUGAGCGAGGCGCAGGUCAUGAUGGCCCUGUCCAACCACCUGAACGCCGUGGAGUCGGAGAAGCAGAAGCUGCGGGCGCAGGUGCGCCGCCUGUGCCAGGAGAACCAGUGGCUGCGGGACGAGCUGGCGGGCACGCAGCAGAAGCUGCAGCGCAGCGAGCAGGCCGUGGCCCAGCUGGAGGAGGAGAAGAAGCACCUGGAGUUCAUGAACCAGCUGAAGAAGUACGACGACGACAUCUCUCCGUCCGAGGACAAAGACACCGACUCCACCAAAGAGCCCCUGGAUGACCUGUUCCCCAACGAUGACGACGACCCCGGCCAAGGAAUCCAGCAGCAGCACAGCAGCGCCGCGGCCGCCGCCCAGCAGGGGGGCUACGAGAUCCCCGCGCGGCUGCGCACCCUGCACAACCUGGUCAUCCAGUACGCCUCGCAGGGCCGCUACGAGGUGGCCGUGCCGCUCUGCAAGCAGGCCCUGGAGGACCUGGAGAAGACCUCGGGCCACGACCACCCGGACGUGGCCACCAUGCUCAACAUCCUGGCGCUGGUGUACAGGGACCAGAACAAGUACAAGGACGCGGCGAACCUGCUGAACGACGCCCUGGCCAUCCGCGAGAAGACCCUGGGCAAGGACCACCCUGCGGUGGCGGCCACCCUGAACAACCUCGCGGUGCUCUACGGCAAGCGGGGCAAGUACAAGGAGGCCGAGCCGCUGUGUAAGCGGGCCCUGGAGAUCCGGGAGAAGGUUCUGGGGAAGGACCACCCCGACGUGGCCAAGCAGCUGAACAACCUGGCGCUGCUGUGCCAGAACCAGGGCAAGUACGAGGAGGUGGAGUACUACUACCAGAGGGCCCUGGAGAUCUACCAGACCAAGCUGGGCCCCGACGACCCCAACGUGGCCAAGACGAAGAACAACCUGGCCUCCUGCUACCUGAAGCAAGGGAAGUUCAAGCAGGCGGAGACGCUGUACAAGGAGAUCCUCACCCGUGCGCACGAGCGGGAGUUCGGGUCUGUCGACGACGAGAACAAGCCCAUCUGGAUGCACGCGGAGGAGAGGGAGGAGUGCAAAGGGAAGCAGAAGGACGGGCCGUCGUUCGGGGAGUACGGUGGCUGGUACAAAGCCUGCAAGGUCGACAGCCCCACGGUCACCACCACUCUGAAGAACCUCGGGGCGCUGUACCGGCGCCAGGGCAAGUUCGAGGCCGCGGAGACGCUGGAGGAAGCGGCCAUGCGGUCCCGUAAACAGGGCCUGGACACGGCGCACAAGCAGAGAGUGGCCGAGGUGCUGGGCGACCCCGAGAGCGCGGAGAAGCGCCGGAGCCGGGAGAGCCUGACCGCAGACUCGGUCAAGUACGAGAGCGGCCCUGACGGAGGGGAGGAAGUGAGUAUGGGCGUAGAGUGGAGCGGGGACGGCACCGGGGCUCUGCGGCGCAGCGGCUCCUUCAGCAAACUCCGGGCCUCCAUCCGGCGCAGCAGCGAGAAGCUGGUGAGGAAGCUGAAGGGCGGAAGCUCCCGCGAGGCCGAGUGCAAGGACCCCGGCAUGAAGCGUGCCAGCUCCCUGAACGUCCUAAACGAGGGCGGCAAGGCAGCCGGAGACCGUUUCCAAGAGCGGAAUAGCCGUCUGGCGGACUCGCGAGCUGUGAGCGCCAGCCACACGGACCUGGCCCGCUGCGGGCCGAGGCCCAGCUAGACGGCCCCGGGGCCUCGGCCCGGCCCCCGCCCGCGUGCCCCAAGGGGAGCCACCCUGCACCGCCAGAGGCCUGCCCGGUCCUCGGGACCGAGCGCUGCCAGCACACGACUGGGAGACCCACCGGGCGCGGGGCGCGGGGCGCACACGGGGCUUGGCGGCGGCUUCAGCUCGGACUCGGCGCUGCUCCCAGGCCUGAGCGCGCUCUGCAGGACUCCGGAGUCCGGCUCAAGCCCAGCCUAACGCGGUGCUCGGCGGGCUGCAGGCAGGACCCUGGGGCCGUGAACCCUGCCCUCGGACAGCGGGCUCCCGACGGCCCGGGGCAGUGACGCCGGAGCGCGGGGGGAGGGGCGGCAGGGAGCAGGCCCUCCGGCACCGGCUCCUGCUCACGAGUGGGGCCCCACGUCCACCCCGCACCCCUGUCCGCACGCCACGCCUGCAGGGGCACGCCCUUCGUUUCCGAAAGCUCUUCCUGUCGGGCGGUCUGAGCAGCACAGGGCAGAGGGAGUGCUAACCAAGGGACACAGCGAUUGGUGCCCAGUGACGUCUGGGGGUGUGCACGGUGGCGCCUCCCGCCUGCAGCGUGGGGGGCCACUCUUCAGACUCGAGGCUCUGAAACGCGGGCGUCCUUGGACGGGCCGCCAGCAGCAGUGCAUUUGUUUUGGGGCGAGGACACGGUGGUGGCAGCUCACAGCGGGGGUCAGGGCACUCCCUGAGGUCCACUCCGAGGUGCCCCGGAGCCCGAGGGGGGACCUGGGGGUUUGCCGCAGCGAGGCUGAGCCCGAGACUUCCUCUCCGAGUCUCUCCAGCCUGAGGGUGUCCCUGUGUGUGGGUUGCUCCUGGAUGACGGCACCUCGUUCCCUGGGGGACCGGCCUCAGCUCGCGGCCCCUGCAGCCCCCUCCCCGGCCACACUGCUGUUUGGCUCCUGGCCCCAGUUGGGGUCGGCAGGUUUGGGUGGGUGAGGACUGGCUGUCCAGAUGACAGCAGAGCCCCGUGGGCUGUGGGACACCCCGGUCAGAGGCUGAAGACGAUGCUGGCUCAGCGCUUCUCACACCCCCACUGCCCUGGGGGCCACCAACCGCCUCGGGGAGGGGUUCCGAGCAGAACCAGACUCGCGGGAGGUGGGGCUGGCAGCCUGGAUCGUGCGGGACCCUUCCCAGGUCCCGGGGGUCGUGGCGCCUUUGCAGGUCGUGCCGAGUGUCCGGGAGGAGAGGCGAGGGGGUCUGAGGCCAGCAGAGACAGCUUCCGUGUUCGGGGGCUGCACGGGUGUCGGCGGUUUCUGGGUUUGGAAUUGGUCUGGAGACAGAGGGGCCCGUCUCUCUGCCCCCGCUUGGGGCCUUCCCCAGCUGCUGAGGGGGCCCCGUGGGCGCCAGUCUGCUGGUCCGAGUCCCUGGAGGGACGCCCGGCAGUGGAGGGUCUACCCUCGCCAAGGCGGGGGCCAGCCCGGGCGGCGGCCCCCCAGCCUGUGGUCCUUGCAGCCCUGGAGGGAGCGGAUGGUUGUUUUCGGGAAUCGAGGGGCUGCCGGGAGCACCACGUGACCGGACGCAGUGCGCACAGUGCAGCGUCACGCCGCGGCGGACGCAUGGGCCAGAGCGGCGCUCGCGGGCAGCAGUGCUCGCGGGCAGCACCCCCCUGGCCGCCUCGCGAGGGGUCGCGUUCACACCUCAGAGCAGGGUCCCGUGGGCCCGGCGGGGCGGGCAGGGGGCGUGAGGACGGCCAGCCCCGGUGGCCGGGGCUGGGGUCGGGCCAUCGGGUGAAUGUCUGUGGUCUCGCAGCUGCAGUUGUUACUGUGUUCGCUCGGUCAGGAAACCCUUUGGAAUGUUAAUAUUUAAUGACAAAAAUAAAGUGCCCUGCUUCCCGUC